Molecule: messenger RNA, 3679 nt
Organism: Paralichthys olivaceus (Japanese flounder)
Lineage: Eukaryota; Metazoa; Chordata; Actinopteri; Pleuronectiformes; Paralichthyidae
Gene: sh2b3
Product: SH2B adaptor protein 3
Biological process (GO): intracellular signal transduction
Cellular component (GO): plasma membrane
Molecular function (GO): transmembrane receptor protein tyrosine kinase adaptor activity
Source: RefSeq, a predicted model, not a curated record
GUCUGAAACUUUUUUCUUCUUUUCCUCCUUGUUUGUGCUCCGCGUGCGGACGAGCCGUGGCACGCGCUCACCAUGAAAGAGAGCGCGCUCUUCUUCUCCUCCUCCUCCUCCUCCUCCUCCUCUUCUUCUCCUUCUUGUUUUCCGUGUAGCUCUCUCUCGCUCUCUCGACCUGCCGCUGCUCACCGACGUCGGUUCGCGUUACUUUAGACGCCUCUCGACACAUUUCCGUUAUGCGAGCUCCAGCUGGUCGGUCGGUUGUCGUGCUGCGGUGGGUGCCCAUCCGAGAUAACGGAGAACCAGUGAUUCUCAGCUGGUCUGGUUACUGCAAUGAAUGGUAACACUAUCCAUCCAGCCAACACCACCACAACAGCCGGAGGAGGCCCUGGCGUGGCAGCGCCCCCGAGAGGCUGGAGCGAGUUCUGCGAGCUGCACGCCAUCGCCACAGCCCGGCAGCUGGCUGGACACUACCGGAGCUUCGCCAGAGAGUGGCCACAGCAUGACGUGCUCUCACCAGAGACUUUUUCCAAGCAGUUUACCGACCUCUUCCAGAAGCACUUCUGCUGCGAGGUUGACAAAGAUGGCACUCUGCUCAUACAGAACAGAUGCUCUACCUCUAUUGGCAAUGCUCCUUCCACAUCUCCAGCGACCCGUCCCCUUCCAUCACAGCCGGUGACUGGUCGAUCGCGGAUCACAUCUUUGUCAGGAGUGCAGGACUAUCGGGAGGCGGGCCGUCAAAGUGGAGGCGCUGCUCUUUUUGCUUUGGUGCCACCUAAAGUGGAGCCGGUGGUGUUGAGCCGGGAACAGGAGCAGCCGCUGCAAUGUUCUGCGGGAAACUCCUUGUCGGGAAACCCGGUGGUGCUCAGAGGGUCGACUCGUAGUGUCGGCGGAGGGUCACUGCUGAUGCAUAGCCAUGGCAAUGAGGAGAUCUCUGGCACCAAUCGUCAGCGGCUAUCUGACUCCUCAGCCUCCAACCCUGGACACGCUGACGUCACACACUUCUCUGUCAGUCAGAUCCAGCAGACCGUAAGAAGGCUUUUUAAGAAGCGGCCCCUACCUAGCCCCCCCCCAACCCAGGACCUGUCCUCCAGCAACCCCACCCCCACCACCACCAACAACAAUACUCCAAAUAAUAGUAACAGAGUGGGUGGGAUUUACUCCACAAAUGAGGAAGUGUCAUCCUCCUCCUCUUCAUCCCACUCUUCCUCUUGUCUGAUCUCUGAAGCCAACCCCCCAGGUGCUUCACAUUGGUCUGUGGCCGGAGUAGCCUCUCACAUCCUGGAUCGUUUACGUCGGUUACACAGUAGAAGCAUGAGGCAGAGGAGGUCAGAGGUGAGCGGCAGCUGUAAAGAGGGCCAACUGAGGUACUUAUUGGUGGAUGACACUAUCUCAGACUCUCAGCCCUGCUGGCAACGCUGCCGUCUGCUGGUCAGGAGGAUCAGAGAUGCUCAAGGAGGAGCAGGAGGAAGAGGAGGAGGGGAGAAGUACCAGUUGGAGCUCUAUGAUCCUCCAAAGGCCUCCAACCCCAAGCUGACGACUCAGUGCUCUGAUAUCCAAGAAGUCCGUCGAUGCAACCGACUGGAGAUGCCCGACAAAUUAAACACAUUUGUUUUAAAGGUUAAUCGAGGUAGUCUGAUAUUUGAGACCGACAAUGACCAGCAGGUCAGCUCCUGGACCACAGAGCUGAAAGAAUGUAUCAGCAACAGGUCAGGCAGUGUGGAUCUGGAGCCCCUCCCUUCCCCAGCUGACAACUCCGUUCCAGCCAAUCGCAGAGGAAGCUCAGCAUCCGCAAAUCAACCGCCCGUCACUUUCACCCUGCCAGAGCAGGUCGUCCAGAAGACGGAUCACUUCCUCUUCUCCUACCCAUGGUUCCAUGGGCCCAUCUCUCGCGUCAAAGCAGCCCACCUGGUUCAGAGCUCUGGACCGGAGGGACAUGGCGUCUUUCUAGUACGACAAAGCGAGACGCGCCGGGGAGACUACGUCCUCACGUUUAACUACCAGGGAAAAGCAAAGCACCUGCGCCUCUCGCUGACAGAAUGGGGUCAGUGCAGGGUGCAGCACCUGCGCUUCCCCUCUGUCACGGACAUGCUCAGACACUUCCGCCUCUUCCCCAUCCCACUGGAGUGUGGAGCCGCAGGUGCCGUCACGCUGUCCAGCUUCGUGGUAGCGGGCUCCAGCCCUCCGUCACAGGGUUCGCUCUCAGGUGCCGUGCUGGUCCCGUUCUCCCUCCAUCGCUGGAGCUCUGAGCCCAGCUUGGCUCACUGCAGCCUGGCUCGCAGCUGCAGUCAGCAGCCUUCCUCCUGCUCCACCACCAGCUCCACUUCCACUCCCAACUCCGUUUCCCAGCAGGGGAACCACCCCCCCGUUCGCACCAACACCGUCCCCAACCCUCUCCUGACGGCCCCCGCUCCUCUGCGCCGGAGCGAGUCAGUGGGGAGGAGGCCUCUGCUCCGUCACACCACCCCGCAUACUCCCAUCAUCCCUCAGCGGGACUCGGACUAUGAGCUGGAGCCUGAGCGGGGCCGCAAGCGGGCAAUAGACAACCAGUACAUGUUGCUGUGAUCUGCUUAGUCGCAUACCUGCAUCACCUCGGAAAGACAGAAGUCACCUGUGAAGCCCACACACAUAGACACACACAAACACACACAUACACACACAUUUGUAACCCCCCACCCAGCUUCAGGGGGGUGUCAGACAUGAUUUCAGGAGACUCAUGAACUUGAAUAAACAAGUCUGAUAAAUGCAUAGCACUGUGUACGUCGAAGACACACACACUCCCCACGCCUGAGCUGCGGGUGUGUUUAACAGUGUCAGACCCUCACUGCGUCCCCCCCGAGUGUCCACAGUGAAUGUAUUUUUGGGAGUUUUAUUACAGUGUUGACAAUGACGAUGAUUAUUCUUGUUGUAUUGAUGUUGAGGGUCUGUGUGAGUGAGGGAGAGCCACAUGUGUAGCUGUCCUCGAGCCCGGAAAACUAGUUUCAAAUAUUUCUAUUCAACCUCUGUGGCACUUAACCUUGAACUGCCUACAGAGUUGGAUAAAUCAAGUGCUCCUUUAAAAUAUUUAAAAGACAUUUAAUCUCGACACAAAGUUCCCAGUGUGGAGCAAACUCCCUCCUUCUUUUUUUUACAAACAAAAAGCUCUAUAGUUUAGAGUGUUAUCACACUCUAUAGAUAUUCCUCUUACACAUUACUAUAUAUUGAAGUGCACAUCGCUUUCAGUGCACUUUGGAAACAAUGUGUAUUUUUUCAAUACACUGAUUUUGUUUUUGUAGAAAAAUUGAAAAAGUAAAAAGGGGAAAAACUUGGUUAAAGUCAGUCGGGAAGCUUUUUUCCUAGAAACGUAUCGAGUGCCGCUUCCACUCGUUCAAACCUUCGCUGAAGAAAUGACAGAACCACAGCAACAAUUUAGGAUUCCAGCUUUCAUCAGAACCAAAGCUGUGGAAACUCCUGGCUGUGUGUGUGUGUGUGUGUGUAAUGUAUGGGAGAUGUGUGAAAGUGUAGUUUAUCAGCAUGUUUUCGCUGAUCUCAGUGUGGUACAGUAUUCACCUUAGAGCAUGUGUAAAUUUGUAUUUUUUACAAAAUCAACAUCAGGUCAUUUCUGCAAUAACAUGUGAGAAUGGAUUUAAUGAAGCCUGAUGUAAAAUCCUCUUUCCUCAUAAUCAUUAAAAAGUCACAAAAUGUU